Molecule: messenger RNA, 7876 nt
Organism: Pantherophis guttatus
Lineage: Eukaryota; Metazoa; Chordata; Lepidosauria; Squamata; Colubridae
Gene: PLPPR4
Product: phospholipid phosphatase related 4
Biological process (GO): phospholipid dephosphorylation; phospholipid metabolic process; signal transduction
Cellular component (GO): plasma membrane
Molecular function (GO): phosphatidate phosphatase activity
Source: RefSeq, a predicted model, not a curated record
CCUGACGUUCCGUAAAUCUUCACCCAAUAAUGCUUUCAGACGAAAGCGGGAAGGGGUUAAGGGGGCUGCAUCGCUCUCUCCCCCCGCCCGCUUCCCCUCGCUCUUCUGCCUCCUCCUCUUCCCUCUCCCCCUCCUCCUCCUCCUCCUCUCCUUCUUCUUCUUCUUCUUCCAGCUUUAUCAUCAUGUAGACACCCGGACCCCCUUCCCCUUUUCUCAUGGAGCAGGUUCCUUGACGUCAAAUCUAUGAAUAUUGCACGAAAAAGCCGGCUUGCGAGAGCUACCACAGCGGCUCGAUGUAAGCCCGGGAUCUAUCCCGGCUUGGACCGCGGCGGCGGCGGCUGUGGCGGCGGCGGCGGCGGGCAAGAGGAGGCUCUGAUCGCCGCAGCUUUGGAGAAGGAGGAGAACCGGCGGCUGGUGGCCGAGAGCGGGAGAGGAGGCCGGCCGUGCAGCGCUGGCGGCGGCGGCGGCGGCGGCGAGCAAGGGGGCUUGCUGCUGCUGCUGCCGCCGAGAGAGGAAGAAGUGCUGGGCUGCGCGCUCCUUCCCAGGCGAGAGGUGGCCCCGGGGGAAUGUGACAUCACCGCGCGGGUCUGGGGCAGCCGAGCGGGAAGGCUUCCCGGCAGCGUCCCGGCCUCCCUGGCUAACGCGCUGCCGCCGCCCGCUCCCGCGCCGGCUCCCCACCUCGGCCCCGUCAUCAGCAUGUCUGCGAAGGAGAGGCCCAAAAGCAAAGCCGCCGCCGCCGCCGCCACCACCACCAAGGAAAGCGUCACCCUGUUGCCUUGCUUUUAUUUCGUGGAGCUGCCCAUACUGGCCUCUUCUGUUGUCAGUCUCUAUUUCCUUGAACUCACGGAUGUCUUCAAGCCAGUACAUGCCGGAUUCAGCUGUUAUGAUAGAAGUUUGAGUAUGCCAUACAUUGAACCUUCCCAGGAGGCUGUUCCUAUCUUGAUGUUGCUCAGUUUGGCAUUUGCUGCUCCUGCCAUUAUGAUUAUGGUAGGCGAGAGCAUUCUCUACUGCUGCCUUUCCAAACGCCGGAAUGGAAUUGGAGCCGAGGCCAAUAUCAACGCAGGCGGCUGCAAUUUCAACUCUUUCCUUAGGAGAGCUGUCAGAUUUGUUGGUGUCCAUAUCUUUGGCCUUUGUGCUACUGCACUCGUCACUGAUAUCAUACAGCUGUCAACUGGAUAUCAAACACCGUAUUUCCUGACUGUAUGCAAACCUAAUUAUACUUCCCUCAACGUAUCGUGCUCAGAAAAUUCUUACAUUGUGGAGGAUAUUUGCUCAGGAUCUGAUCCCAUUAUCAUCAAUGACGGCAGAAAGUCAUUUCCUUCACAACACGCCACCCUGGCAGCAUUUGCAGCUGUGUAUGUUUCGAUGUACUUCAAUUCUACGCUAACCGACUCCUCUAAACUUCUGAAGCCACUUCUAGUCUUUGCUUUUAUUAUCUGCGGAAUCAUAUGUGGCCUGACACGCAUCACCCAGUACAAAAACCACCCAGUGGAUGUUUAUUGUGGCUUUUUAAUUGGGGGUGGAAUUGCUCUCUACUUGGGUCUGUAUGCUGUGGGGAACUUUCUGCCAAGUGAAGACAACAUGUUCAGUCAUAACAUACAUAGAGAACCAUUGAGACCUUUGCCUGACCUAAGCCAAGAUCCUAAUCGAAUUUUACCAGGGAAAAAUGGUAGUGGAAAUGAUGUGAUCGCAACUCAGCACAUGGAGAACAUGUUGAACAGGAACCACAGAGACACCGGCUCCUUGACAAACCUUAAGAGAGCAAACGCUGAUGUAGAGAUUAUAAUGCCACGAAGUCCGAUGGGAAAGGAAAACAUGGUCACAUUCAGCAACACCUUGCCAAGAGUCAACACACCUGCAGUAGAGGAAUCGGUUCGACGGAACGCGUCCAUACAUGCCUCCAUGGAUUCCGCCCGCUCAAAACAACUCCUCUCUCAAUGGAAGAACAAGAAUGAAAGUCGGAAGCUGUCCCUGCAGGUAAUUGAAACCGAUUCUGGACAGUCGCCGCCUAGGGCCAUUGAAAUGAGGUCAAGCUCUGAGCCAUCUAGAGUGGGUGUUAAUGGAGAUCACCAUGGUCCAAGCAAUCAGUACCUGAAAAUUCAGCCUGGUAGCAUGCCAGGCUGUAACAGUGUUGGCCUAUCUGGGGGACCCAGAGUUUCCAUUCAGUCACGUCCAGGAUCUUCCCAGCUUGUGCACAUCCCUGAAGAGACCCAGGAAAAUGUGAAUACGUCUCCCAAAACGAAUUCUGCUCGAGCAAAGUGGUUAAAAGCUGCUGAGAAGACAGUUGGGUGCAGAAGCAACAGCCAGCCAAGGAUCAUGCAGGUCAUUGCCAUGUCAAAGCAACAAGGAGUCCUUCAGGGCAGCCCAAAGAGCUCUGAUGGCGGUACAGUAACCUGUACAGGAGCGAUCCGUUACAAAACCUUGACAGAUCACGAACCGAGCAGCAUUGUAAGGGUAGAGGCCCAUCCUGAGAAUAGCCGUCAGAUCAUCCAAAUGCCAUCCGAAGGAGAAGGCAGUGGCUCCUGGAAAUGGAAAGCCCCAGAGAAAGGGAGCCUUCGCCAAACAUACGAGCUCAACGAUCUCAACAGAGACUCUGAGAGCUGCGAAUCUUUGAAAGACAGUUACAGUUCUGGGGAUCGGAAAAGAAGCAACAUCGAUGGCAGCGACCAUCAUCAUCAUGGGAUCACCACAAUAAGAGUGACCCCUGUAGAAGGCAGCGAGAUCGGCUCAGAGACCCUGUCCAUUUCCUCUAGCCGUGACUCGACACUUCGGAGAAAAGGCAAUAUCAUUUUAAUACCCGAAAGAGGCAGCAGCCCAGAGAAUACCAGGAAUAUCUUCUACAAAGGAACAUCUCCAACAAGAGCUUACAAAGAAUGAGGGCUGGUGCUUCGGCCAAAACAACAAACACCACUACAAUCAAUACUUUUUGGGUGCAAGCGUUGCACUCUCUUUAUUUUUAGAGCUGAUGCCGAAAUAUUCUUGAUGUGCCAACUAUUGACCAUCAGCCUGACUGUUUAUGGAUGUUGCUGAUGUGUAGUGAUUGUGCAUGAAUUUGUGAAUUUCAUGUCGCGGGGGGAAAAAGCACAAUGCAAGAACCUAGUGAAGGGGAGCAAGCUUUUGUUUUCAGAAUCAAAAUGUUUUUCCAGUGGGAUCUGUGUCAGCAAAAAGAGCGGUCUUAAACCUAGACCGCUUAUUUCCUGAAUGUGCCAACUUUUCAACUUAUCUCUAUUUCAUGGUCAAAGGGAAGCAAUUUUUUUUAAAUAAGCAAAAGCUGUACCAGAGUUGUACUUCAUCUUUGCGGGUUUUGCACCAAAAUUUAAUACCAAACGGUGCUGAUUCUAACUUUACAUUUUUAGAAAACUUCUACUCCUGUGCAGCUCUCUAAACACAAUACAUUUUGAUGUGCGAGUUCUUUCCGAGUAUUCUAGCUGAAAACACCAUGCUAACUGCAAUCAUUUAGAAUAGAAAAGUAUCAAGAAUCAAUACAGCUUUGCUAUAGUGCAGUUUUCAUCUCAAAUGAUCGCAAAAGUUUUGUGUAGUUCUUUGAAAGAUUUUCUGGAGCCAAAAAAACCAAAACAGAAACAAAAGGUGAUAUUCCAUGAAAGUUGAAUAAUUUUUUUUUUCUCCUGAGUCAGUUUAGUGUUUGCUUUUCUCCAAACUUUAUUCAGUUACAGGUGCUACAGAGAUAGAUGUUGCUUUUUUAAUGAGAUAGUUUGGGAUUAAUUUAAAUAUUGUGCUGCUUUUUUUUUUUUUUUUGGAAGAUAAGGAUCUCUUACGGCACUAAUUCAAAUUCUUCAUUUUGAACAGGGUUCUCAGUUUGCUUCAUAGUUUACAUUUUUCUUUUGUCAGUUCAUCGUUGGUUAGCUAGCACUUCACCCUGAUCACUGCCACUGUGUUGUAACAGUGCAAAUAAAUCUUACAAGUCAGAUUGCCUAAUCAAUUAGCAGGCGUGGCCUUAAACAUAGGAACAUCAUAGACAAGACAAAGGACCCCUGUUAUUCUUUUCCCAAAAACUGGGUUGUACUUCUGCUCCCAGAAGUGACCUGAAUUUAAUGAGGGAGCAUGAUUGGAAGAUCCAAGCAAUCGUAAUAGGCUUAUCUUAAUCUCCCAUGGCUGGUGAAAUAGUCAGUGGAAAUGAGAACUGAAAUUAAGUUGCUGAAUCCUCUCCCCUAUGACAGUUUGCUAUUUUAAGUGCUUAAAGCCAGAUUACAUUAGAUCACCUAUCCCCCUUUCUUCUGCAUCGGUGUUGAACCUCUGCCUUCCUCUGAGUUCCUAAUAUACUAAAAAGGAUUUAAUAGUUCUGAUCUCAAUGAAAGCAAUGGCUGAGGUAACUUGUAGCUGACUACCUGGUGGCCUGUGACAAUGUGAGAUAUUGCAUAACUCUCCUAUCCAGUAGAUGGGCUGGUCUUGUCAUUUAGGGACAACCACAGAUAAAAUUGAUACUCGCACUCACACCGAGAAGUGAUUCUCUUAGUCCACAGGUAUCAAACUCGAUCGCGUCACGUGACGUAUCAUGACUUUUUUGCCUUUGUGGAUCCGGGGUAGGCAUGGCCUGUGCGUGAUGCAUCUGGCUCACAAGCCGCCAGUUUGAUACCCCUGUUUUAGUCAUUUGGAAUAUAAAAUGACCUUUCAACUACUUGCAGCGUGUUCAUCAAUCAGUGUUUAAUUUUUUUAUUUUUAAAAAAACGCCAUGCCCAGUAACAAUCAUCAAACAAAUAUAAAGGUACUGCAUUGUACUACCAGUACCCAUAUUCAGUUAAUAUAAUUUUCAAUUAGGAAUAUAAUUCUUUUACCCUUACCAUGAACACAUCUUGAAGCCGUGAGAUGCUGCUAGAGUCCCACCCAACCAGGGACAAAACUGGCCAAAUGAAAUGGGUUAUCAAAAAUAUAUCUCAAAGAAUUUCCUAGAAUAAUAAAUUAUUGACAAAUUGAUUUAUUUUGGGUCCAUGUCACGUCCUAUGUUCGUUUUUCACCUCAUAAGCCAUAUCUCUAUAAAUUAUUUCAUCCUACAUAGACAUUUCAAAUUAAAUAGGUUCUUAGAAAACACAUUUGUUAUUUUCCCAUAAAACAGACAUCUUAAACCUGUUUUUAAGCUAAUAAAACUGCCAGCAUAUUCAGGAAAUGCAAAAACCAACUAAUAAUGCAAUGGCUCAUCUGUACAUUAAUCUAGGAGUUCACAUCAGAACACUCAGCCAGAAAAGAAAAUUGAGAGGUAUCUGACAUCUAGCGUUUCGAAGGUCCAAUCCAAAUGUUUAUUUUCUAGAAACCUAAAUGGGCCAACAUCAACAAUAGUUUCUCGAUUAUGUUUUCCAUUCUCCCUCCAAAGAGCUUUGAGUGACAAUCUAACCUCAUUUCUAUCCUACCGGAAAGAAUUGGAAUCCAAUCUAUCUCUCGAAAAUCUGUUGAUUUUUCUUGUUAACAACAAAAACACUACAUAAUGCAAGAAUAUUUUGGUCAUAAUCGUGCAGUAAAGCUAUCUUAUCUAUUAAAACAGUGUUUAAAAGCACUUCAAAAGCAAAAUGCAUACAUUGUACUUUCCACUACUUUUUUAAAAUGAUGGCAGUGGGGGGCAGAUUACUUAUUAUACUCUAUUCAUUGAAUUCAUAUCCCCUUUUCUAUCGGGAGCAUAAGGCAGCAAAUCCUCUUGCAUUCCCCCUCCCACAUCCCUGUAAGCUCAGAAAGCCAACAGCAGUGCAACUGUUCCACCACUUAGCAGUGGCUCUCUCAAGGCAAAGGUCCUUACCAGCUCACUUACCUAAGAUUCUUUCAUCUAGCACGACUAUGCUGAAACUUAGCCUGUAGUCCUGUAAAAGGCAGGGUCUUCUACACAAAGAGCGUUCUUUAGACAAUCAUUCUGAAAUCUAUUGUGAGUUACACUGCAGGCAGUUACUUCUUGCAUAGCCCACAAUAGCAUUGAGGAGUUAACAUCUCUCAUUGGAUUAGAUGGAAAGGAAGGCAUUAUCAACGAUACCAUUUAGAACAGAUGAGAAUCAUGUCUUCAGAUACGCAUCUCGAAACAGACCUACAUUCCACUUCUUCCGGUCCCAAACUGGUCAUCACACAUCCCUAAUCCCAAUCCAGCUCAGGAAUAAACCAUACAAUCCUGAUUGCUGGGUGCAGGCAUCCAGCCAAUAUAUAUUUUUAUCAGUGGUGGAAUUCAAAUUUUUUUUACUACCGGUUCGGUGGGUGUGGCUUGGUGGGUGUGGCAGGGGAAGGAUACUGCAAAAUCUCCAUUCCCACCCCACGCCAGGGAAGGAUACUGCAAAAUCCCCAUUCCCUCCCCAUUCCUGGGGAAAGGAUAUUGCCAAAUCUCCAUUUCCACCCCACUCUGGUGCCAGCCAGAGGUGGUGUUUGCCGGUUCUCCAAACUACUCAAAAUUUCCGCUACUGGUUCUCCAGAAUCUGCUGAAUUUCACCCCUGAUUUUUAUGUCCAGCACUCUUGUACCAACAGCUCCUUGCUUUAUGUUGAACAUUUGAUAAGGGUCCCCCUAGUGAAGCAUCCUUGCUUUUUUCAGAGGAGACUCACAUCUAGCCUUUAAUUAGAAUAUCAUGCCAUGAGCUGCACUCAAAAAAGUAGGUAGGACCAAAUGCACUAAAUUUGAUUUCAGUGUUGGUAUAAUUCAAACUUAUACGAUUGUAGAAUUUCUUCUUUUCUCACAUUAAAAAGGGUAAUUCGGUGGCUAGUUUGAAGAAGCCCCGGAGCUGCUUGCUGGAGCUCUGAGGCUACAUUUUUACCUUAGCUGGAUUGGAGGAUUGACUAUGUAUUUACAGCAUUUAAUGUUAAAUAUAGUAUUGAACUUUUUCUCCAGAGGAAAGGCUAUUCAGAUUCUUGGCUAAGAUUUAAGUGUUUUUACUCCGAUCAAUUUUGAUGAACUGUUGACUGGAAGGCAGAGGGGAUUAUUAUUUUUGGUUUAUUAAAUUGGAAAGUCUUCAAAAGACUUAACAGUACAUAGCAAGCAGUCAUUGCUAGGCUAGAAACAUGAUAUACAAAUGUUAAUAAAAUCCUCAUCAUGCGUACCACUCUCAGUUGAACUGAGCUCAUCAGGACUUGUACUUCAAUGAAUAAAUAUAGGAUUGCGAUCUGAACAACUGCAAUAAUACAAGCACUCCAAAUAGCCAUUCUAGAUAACAUCUCUUUUUUUUUCUGUUGCAUGUUUAUGUUUUUGGAGGGAGUGGUUGCUUUUCUUUAAUUAUCCUUCUUGCUUUGCUUUAGUUAGCCAACCACAUAUAAAUAAUUGUGAGUUGUUACUUGGACUCUAAACUUCGCUGCACUCUUUCAACGGCAGCGAUACUUUUCCUAUCUAAACUUUUCCUACUUACCAGCCAACAAUUUUAAAAGCAUUUGCAAAAUCAUUGAAAUUACAUUCUUUACUUAAAAUACUGAAAAUACUUUUUUACACAGAAGUGCCAAAGGCUACUCUUUUUAAUAACGGCUUCUCAGUAAUUACAUUAAAGAACAAAAAGUGUAAUAAUAAUAUACAUUGAGAUUCUAACUUCUGGUUGUAUAUCAUCUGUGAAGCCUUUUGUAAAACAAAUCUUUGUUUACAUUCCACUGAUACCUUAAUUUCAAAACAAAUCAAAUUGACAGGUGGCAUCUUCGAGUUUUUUUCUUACUUGCUGAAAGGGGCACCAAUUUCUUUGUUAGGCUGUGCUUUACUAAGAAAAUAAAAUUGGGUAAAAUACAGAAUAUGUUUUUAAAUGAGAAUUCUAUAUAAAGUAUUGUGUUCUAAUAAAAUGUAAUGCACUGUUUUAAAAAAAAACAAAAAACAAACUUUGUAAAUUGCUAUAAAUGUAUUUUGUUAAAUAAGUACAAAAUUCAAUGCUACUGUGUGAGUUUAUUGUGCUAAUAUCAUUAAAAAUGAAUAUUAAUUCCGCA